AGUGUUGAAUUAUAAAGCAAAAAAGUAAAUAAAAGCUUCACUUUUAAUUAAAUUAAGUCAUUCGUUAUCGACGCCCCGAAACCGCGAAAAAAAUGUUUUGCAAAUGGACACACGAUAUCAAUUUAAUCGGAUAGAAACAACCGAUAAAGUAUAUAAAAUAUCAAUGAUUACAUAAUUAAAAAUUUAAAUAAAAGCUGAAUAGAAUCAAACUUAAUUGCGUCUCGCUCAACGGCUUCAGAAUCGUUCGAUUUUAGUUUUUCUUUUUUCAUCUCGUGCAUUUUGAGAAGAAUUUGUGAUCGUCACGAGAAUAACUUUAAAAAAAAUUCAAACAAUAAUAAAAUGUAUGUAAAUACUUUGUUUAUACACAUUUUAUGUUAGUUAUACAAUAUUCUGAUUCAUUUCUUGGCUUGCAAAUUUAUUUUUUUCAAUGUUCCUUUCUUACAAACACAAUCAAUUGUUGAAGGCUUUUGUUGAAUGCACAAGAGACACUUUCGAUAGUUUCAAAUUAAUCGAGCGACUUUUUUUUAUUUUCUGUUCCAAUGUCGACGAGAAUGUUUGUUGUUAUUGCUCGCAAAAACUAAAUAUUUUGUUUAUUGAUGGAAGAGAAGAGAAUGAAUUAAAGUUAAUUGGAUUCAAUUUAUUCAAAUCGAGGGGAACAGAUAUAAACAUCAACACUAUUUUAGCCUAUGAAAUAUACACAAAUUGCUCUCCUUCUCCCUUAUCGGUUGCUUUAUUGAUAAAGAAUCAUCCAACAAGUCACAGAAAAAAAAGAAACAAAUGUGAGAAUGAGAAUGUACGUUGUUGUUUGAAAUCGAAUAAGUCUUGGGAUUUAACUUGACCCAGUCAUGUGUGAAGUCGAUCGAAUGAUGAUAUUUAUGGAAGAAAAUCUUUUCACCCAAGGUGUUGAUAAGAAAAUAACUAAGUUACUCACAUAUCUUCGUAUGUAUGUUGGUGACGAAUGAAUAAAAGUUCUUCUGAUUCUUACAAAAAUAAAUGUGAAGUUCUGAUGAGAGAUAGGAAAUGAGUCUGAAUUAAAAAUAAAAUUGAGAACCAGCACAGAAUAAUUCUGUAUGAUUCUUAUGUAAAUAUUCACCACAAAAAUAUUUUCAAUGCAAUCAUUUCAAGUCAAGAAAAUGUAAAUAAAUAAGAAACAUGAAUAAUUGAUUGAAUUGUUGUUGAUGCAGUGAUUUCAAUUGCAUAACGAAAUAAAUAACUGAAGAGAGAUUCAAAGACACAACAUUUGCAAAAAACUUUUUUCUCGUAUUUCGGUGCUUUUAAAAUCAAAAUUAUCAGUGAAGUGACAAAAAGAAAGAAAGAAAAUUUUCAAUUCGAAUUUUACUUUUUGUGGUUUUUACUCAUUUUCUGACAAAAGCCACAAAAACAUAAAUUUAAUUCGAAUGGGAAAUGAUUGGAAUAGAAAAUGAACAAGAAAUCUUAUCGUGUGCUCAACUUGAAGCACAACAAGAACUGUCAAAAGUUGUUGAUUCAAGCGCUCAAGGAGCGACUGUAACUGACAAGAAAGUGAUCAAAAGGGACAAUAUUGUGCUUGGAAUUAGUGAUUUGAAGCAGAAGAAAGUUGACGCGAAAUUCGCGAGUGCAAAUAAUAAAACUGUUACAAAAUCAGCUGUCAUUGUUGAACCAGAAAUCAUCAGUAACAGCAAGAAGGAAAGAGUCGACAACAAAAUUGUCAUCAAUCCAGUCAACACCACAAUAAAAGUGAACAAUUGUGAAAUUGUCAGUCAACGUCCAACAUCAGUUACAGCAGCAAUUUUCGCUCAGCAAAACUUUUCAUCAAAACCUGAGGCGAUUCAAAAGAAAACGCCAACAACAAUCGUUAAUAAAUCACGUGCCCAGUCGGCAACAGCGAAGAUUUUUCGCCCAAAUCCACAAGCGACCGCCACGAGCGUCACUAAAAACAUCUUUGCUCCACGCACCAAGGACAUGAACAAAGGGUUUCUGAUGUUUUCUGAAAGCGAACCAGGCCUGACAAUGCUGAAAGAUGAGCCAGAUGACUUGACGCAUUUGGCACCGACAGCUGGAGAUGCUUGCAUCCCAUUGGAUGAAGCAGCACCGUUCUUUUCUGAUAUGUUCGAUGACUUCAUCAUACCCGAUAGCUACAAUGAACUACUGACAGAUGAACUGAAUUCUUUGGAUAGUUCAUGCAGUAAAACGACACAUAGUAGCUCCAGCAAUGAUCCCUUUAUCAAUUAUCGUGAUGAUUCAAAUGACAUUUGUCAUUCACCUCACUUGCUAUCACCGGGAUUAUCAAAGAGUCCAGACGCCAAUAGUCUACCAUCAUUAUGCAGUCCUGGCUCGCUACCCGAAGAUGAACUUGCAUUUAUGACAUUGAACAUGGACGAUGACUUAGACAUGUCAAUGCGUGCUCCAUACAUUUCAAUGAGCGAAUCCUCUGAACUGCCGAUGUUAAUUGCAGAAGAUUUAAUGUGGGGCGCCCAGCCAAACAUCAAAGAUGCAAUUAAUGUUAAUAACAAGAAAAUGGAAUUGAAUUUAAGCAGUCAAGAGUGUGGUGAUGUUGAACGGCAACAACAUGAUGAACAAAAACCGCCGAUGACUGUUGAAUCGAGCUUGGCAUCAUUGCUUUGUAAUCAGUUGCUGCAACAUCAUCAACAUCAACAACAGCAGCAGAUCAUUCUUAAUCAACAUCAACCAAAUGUGAAAAUAAAAGUCUUAAAUCACGAUGGAAAUAUUAAAAUAGUCAAUCCAAGCACAUUAAUCAAUCAGCAGAAUCAGAUUCACGAGGAAAAGACAAAAGCAUCAUCAACACCAUCAUCACCCGAAGCGAUCGAAUGGACAAUGGAUGAUCUUUUUCUAUUACGUAAACAACCACCAUUGAAAUUAAAUCAAAUAAAGGUUGAGGAUGAUGCUGAUAGAAUAAUUGUGAAUAUUUCACAAGUCGGAGAACGUCAACCAAAUCAACAACACCAAUCAAGUGAAAUCGUUAAAAGUAAAGAAAAAAUGAUAGUAAAUCACAAACGUCCGUCACUAUCAAAUGACAUAAUCAGCUCAAAACGUGUUAAAGGUCAACAAGACGUGAUGACAAAGGCAAAUCCACAGUUGAUUCAACAAGUGAUAACAAUGAAUAACCAGAAAAAUCGUGGAAAGAAUCAUCAUGAAUCGUUUUUAUCAAGUUGGUCGUCGUCGCAAAAAGAUCAGCAACAGCAACAACAAGCAUCGAACUCGGUGCUAAUGAAUCUUCUCGUCAGUGGUUGCGAUGUAAGUGCUGGCUACUACACAUGCUUACCGCGACCAAAAGUAGCGAAAGCAUAAAAGGAAUUUCUGUUAUUUUAAUUCACGGGGAUAGAGAAAUGAAAAAAUAUCGUUUUCUUUUUUUUCGAUCUUUUUCCAUCAUUUUGUUGUCGAUAAAACAAAUUUUAUGUCAUCUCAUUAUCGAAAUUUUAUUUCUUACUACUUUAAAAUUUUAAAAUUCUCUUCUUCAUAUGAUUUUUUUUCGAGAAUCAUCGUGGACCGUCAAAAUUGAAAAGAAAAAAUUUCUUACCUUCAUUUUUUGUUGCUAAAUCUAAAAAGGUAUUUUUUUUCUAUUAUCUAGUUAUUAUUUUAGACGAAUUAAUAGCUUUAUAGAUGACGACAAGUACAGAAAGGAAAAGUUCUCAAUUGUCGUAAAUUUAUGAAAUAAAAGAAAAUGAAUUAUAGUAAUGAAUAAAAAUAAAGUUCAAUCUCAGAUUAUAAUCUUUGGGUGCGUCGAUGCGUCUUGUAAACAGAAUCAAGAAAUUGUAGCGUGAAAAAUUUUGAAGAAAAUUUUAAAUUUCCAGCCGUUGAAGGGACUUUUAUAUUGUCAUUUUCGACUGGUGAAUUUAUUUUUGUGACGGUUGAAAAUUUAGAAUUUUAAUCAAUAUUUUUGACAUUGUUUUUUGGUCUCUUGACGUUUUAAUCGAAAAUAAUUUUGAAUUUGAAGACAUGAAAAAGUAAAUAAAUAAAAAGAAGAGAAAGAAAAUCUCUUAAAUUAUUUCUUUUUUUUUAUUAAAUUGAUUAUGGCGAUUAAUAAAUGUCAUUAAAAUUUUGAUUUUAACUGUGAUAGCUGUUGUUUAAUGAUAAAAUGAAAAUAAAACACAAGAAAAAAUAAAAACUCGAAAGUCUGCAGAGAGAAAAGAUUUUGCAGCUAUGGGAGAAAAUUUUCUUUUAUUUUGAUUUCUAUUUUGUAUGAUUUUAUAUGGUUUGUUAAGACUUAAGGGAUGCUGGAGUGUGUGUUGAGUGCGAUAUGGCCAAAGUCGAUUUCAAUAAUUUCAUCAAUGUUAAUGUAUGUAUGUAACGAAAUUUUUUAAAAUCAUUUGAAAAUGUGAUUCGACACGCAGCUCAGCUGUCUAUAGUCGAAAGAAUGUUCUUCCAAUUUGAAAAAUUGUAAAAUUUUUAUAAAUUCAAUUUAAAAGAUGUCACCGGAGCUUUUAGCACUCAAGCAGCAUUCCCUUAGUCUUUUAAAAAAUGAUUUUUUUUUAUCUUCUUUGAGUCCCGAAAUAAAAAUAAUUAAAAAAUGAGCCCGCAAUGGUACAAAAAUCAAUAACUACGAAAGAUAAAUUUUAGAAAAUUUCAACUGUAAAUUUUUUCUUUCCUUUCAAUUUCCUUUCAAAUGUUCAUCUUCCUUCGAGUUAUUCUAACCGAGAUAAUGAAAAGGAUUAGAAACAAAAAGGAAAUGAAAUUCGGUAAAUCUGCAAGUUUAUAUUUUACUUCGGGAAAUCAGAACGAAGAAAAUCUUGUAAAUCAAUGAGCGAGCUUUUCUUAUUCUAGGAAAUUUCUUUAAAAAUAUAUAAAAAGAUAAAUAAAAAAUAUCAAAUUCACUGGAAUAUUUUUUUCUUCUAUGGUUUCAUCUCUCAUGACGAUAAAGAAAAGUUUAUGUUUUAUAUUUAUCUAAAAGCUUCAUACUUAGACUUUUUUAUUGCGUGAAAACGCAGGAAAAUGAAAAAGUUUCUCAAUUAUUAAUGGAUUUAGUCAACGUAGAGUAGAGAAAACUUUGUCCACUUGAUACAAAAUAAAUUAAAAUCCCGGGAAAUUUUAGCGUAUUAAAAUAUGUCGCACUCGCAAAAUAAAUAAAUUAACGUGAAUACUUAUCAAUUACAAAUCAGUCUCAAAUUUAAUGCUAAUUAUCUUAAGCAUUUUAAAUAGAAGAAACCAAGAAACAAGUUUGAGAAUGAAACUAAAUUUGUAUUUAGAACGACGAAACACUUUCCAAAGGACUUGCAGAAAGCUUAAUUGAUUGACUAUCUAAUUAAAUAUCUCUUUUGAAAUGGAUUUUGAGGAAACUUACAACAUAUUUAGAUAUUGCCCAAAACCAAAAUUUUUUAUUUGUCAUCAAAUCUUGUGAAAAUCUCAGGUAAAUGCUGUAAACAAGACAACAGAAUAUACCUCAACAAACGUACAUCCAAACUCCGGAAACACAAAAACAAAAACAUAUUUUCAUGCUGAGAUUAUUUACAAUAACAUCGAUAAUAUUUUCUAGGAUUAUUAUUAUCCACUUAAUUAUUUUGUUGAUAUAUCUAUUUGAUUAUAUAAGACAAAUUAAUUUUUGAUACAAAUGAAAAGGGAAAUAAAUUGAAAAAUUGGUUAAUGGAAACGCGUAAGUCUGGAAAUUAUUUUAAGGAAAAUUGUAGAAAAGAGAAAAUUAAAAUUUAUUAGAAUGUUAAAAAUAUUCAAGAGAUAUGAAAAUAUUUAGAAACGCCCCCGCGUAGUUAAAAUUACAUGAUUUAAAAUGGAAGAGAUCAAGAUAAAAAAUUGUCCAAUCUUAUUCUGCAAUUUUGCUGUGAAAAAAUUUAACUCCAAUAAAAUGAAAAUAAAACCAAAAAUAAUCAAACAUACAAAUAAAUGACUCACCGCCCUUUGGAAAUGUCUUGUAUCAAACACUUGAUUAAAGUGAAAAAGAAAAUCUUAAUCAGAAAGAAUUGAAAGCAUUUAAUAAAGGGAUGAAAGUAAUUAAAUUACAAUAAAAAUUAAAAGACUAGUGUGGCUAGAACUAAGGUUCUAGUUACAGCAACGAAAAUUGCUAAUUAAAUGGAGAAUUUAGAAAGUCGCCCAAAAGAAACUAUUGUUGAUUGUAAUCACAGUCUAAUUUCUUCCCCCCGGCUUGAAAGCGACAUCAAUGUGUACGUUACCAACGCUUUAAAAGUGAAACUAAGGGAUUAUUAUGAAUUUAAAUCGUUGCUGUUGUGAAAAAGUUAAGAAAGUAAAGGAAAAAAAUAAUCGUAGAUUUACUUACGAUAUGAAUCAAAUAAAUGAUAUAAAUCAACCCACGCGAUAAAUUUAUCUCCGAAAUUGUUGUUUCUCUUUAUUUGAGUUCAACCAUCUUUGAAAAAUGUCAUAAGCAAAAUGAUGGAAAAUGUUGUUUGCCGAAAAGUCCAUAAAGAAAAAUACUACAUAUUACAUAUAUCGAUGAUGCAAUAAAAUACAAACUAGAUUGUAAUGAUGACAAAAGAAAACAACUCGAACAAAAUAAAAUCGAAUAUCUGA
Clunio marinus is the source of this 6474-nucleotide messenger RNA. The record is from the annotation of a GenBank genome assembly. Lineage: Eukaryota; Metazoa; Arthropoda; Insecta; Diptera; Chironomidae.